This is a messenger RNA of Closterium sp. Naga37s-1, 3309 nucleotides long. The record is from the annotation of a GenBank genome assembly. NCBI's taxonomy places the organism in Eukaryota, Viridiplantae, Streptophyta, Zygnematophyceae, Desmidiales, Closteriaceae.
AUGUCGUCCGGAGCCAUCGCGACGGACGCGUCGGCGAAUGGCGCGGUGGCGUCGCCGCCUCCGCAGAGCAACGGCAACAGGGCGAUGACGUAUGCGUCGGUGAUCUCGCUGCACCAGCUCAAUAUCGCCGUGAUCGCCGUUCUCGUGCUGCUCGUGCUGCUCGUGCUCGUCCUCUCCAUCGCCAAGGCGCGCUCCACGUGGCUCCACCGCCGCGCCGUCUUGCGUCAGCAGGCGGAAAGCGCGCAGAACCUUCGGCCGGUCGGUCAACGCGGUCUGCUGGUCGACGACCGGCCAGGGAACGGUAUUACCGAGGAGCUGAUUAAGUUGCUAGGGCAAGUGGUGGCGUUCGAGGCGGCGAAGGUCGGCGGGGAGUGCGAGAGCGAGCGCGAGUGUAUCGUGUGCCUGGGGGAGUAUAACGAGGGCGACAUGGUGCGCGUGCUGGACGCGUGCCACCACAUGUUCCACCAGGAUUGCAUAGACGCGUGGCUCAAGGCCCACAACUCGUGCCCCAUCUGCCGCACCGUGCUGCUGCCCGCGCGCCCCGCUCACACUGCUGCCGGGGCGGACGCCGGGCAGCAUUUGCACGGCCACCACCACCACAGCCACCACCACCACAUGCACCACCACCACCCCCACCACCACCACCACCACAACCCCGAAGCUGCUCUUGGUCAGGCACACCCAUCCCCGGACCAAUCACAUCCAUCUACAGACCAAUCGCGUCUAUCUUCGGACCAGUUAGGUCCAUUUCAAGACGAAUCAGGUCCAUCCCCGGGCGAAUCGGGACUACCUUUGGACCAUGUGCAUGUGCAUGUGCACACGGACCAAUCACGCGCCGCUCACGGGCAGCUGCAUGAGGUGCAGGAGCAGAGCGGUUACUGUAACAGCAUCACUGCUGUGUCCCCUGCAAGUGCAGGCACAGGCCAUGCUGUUCUCUCCCUUGCAGAGGUUGAGGGACGAGAGGGUCUUGGAGGUGGCGAUAGGGAUUCUUCUGUGGCUGAACCCAUUUUAGAAGCAGUGGUCGGGGCCAAGGUUGCUGCUGCGUCAAAAGACUUACUGUCCUCCUCCUCCUCUCUCUCCGAUUGCCCCUUCACCACCACCAAUCCCCUCCACACCUGCGCCAUGGGCUACGCCGCAUCUGCCGGCGUGACCGGCGGGCACGGGAAGCCUGCCUACGUGGUGACCAACGCCGACGACUCACUCCCAGUCGGCACCAACGGCUCGUUGCGAUGGGGGUUAACGCGCGCCUAUGCCGCUGCGGGAACCAACGGCAUCUACAUCACGUUUGCGAAGAAAAUCGACGUUUUGCUCAUGGGGCCGUUAGCGGUGCCGUCGGGCACGACAAUCGACGGGCGGGGAGUUGCCGUCCGGCUGUUCGGGUCGUCCGUCGUGGUUCGCAACGCCCGGAAUGUGAUUGUGCACAAUAUCGAAGUGCAAAGCGUGCAGUUCCCCAACGUGAACAGCGGCGUGAGCAUCAUCGACAGCACGGUAGUGUGGCUGGAUCACGUGCGAGUGCGCGACGCUAUACCGGGGGCAGUGGAGGUCGUUGGCAGCAGCGCGGGCAGCGCCGGGAGUGUGACAAUAUCGAGCUGCCACCUGAGGAACGUGUAUCUGCCCGACUCUUUGAAAGCGCCGAGCGCGCCGAAAGCUGCGAGCCCACCUGGCGGCGCGAGCAGCAGCACCAAGAGCGCCGGCGGCAGCGCAUCUCCUCCGCUGACCGUGACGCUCUUCAGGAACUGGUUUGACUCGAGCGACAACGCCAACCCCCAAUGCGCUGCCGCCACGUGUCACCUCGCGAAUAACUUGCUGUCGAAUUGGCGAACGUGGUGCAUCCAGGCGAAGCUCGCUGCAAGCGUUCGGUCAGAAGGAAAUAUUUUUCUUGCCGCCGGGCAGAAAGACGCGGCGCGAUCAGACGGCUCGUCGGUGGUUUCUCUAGGAGACCGGCUGGGGAACGGCGCGGUCUUUAACUCCCAAGGGGCUGGAAUAAUAUUCACUCCGCCAUAUUCGAUCACGCUCGCGGCGCCUGACACGGCGCUAGAGAGCUUCAUUCAGCAGUCCGCGGGCCCGCGCGUCAUGGCGCGUCCGCCCAUGCAGCCCCCCCCGCCCCCUGCUUCCCCGCCGCCGCUCCCCAAAUCCCCCCCUCCACUGCAAUCUCCGCCUCCCCCGCCCGCCCCCCUCACUAAUAUCAACAUGAAUCCUCCGCGUUCCCCGCGCACCCCCCCUCGGUACCCCCCUGUUUCUUCUCCGCCACCACCGACGAACUCUCUCCCGGCCCCCCCCGCUCCCCCGUCCGCGGACCUCCCAGACGCGCAAUGCGCGUUUGAUUCGGAUUUGCCGCUGCACAAUUGCUCUCUAGGGUUCGCGCGGGGUGUGCUGGGGGGAUUCGGACGCAGCGAAUAUGUGGUUACCAACGACACCGAUAGCAUCAUCGCGCCUGUGGAGGGUUCGCUAAGAUGGGGUUUGCAGCAGUACAGGGACGGAGUGUACAUUCGUGGGCGAGGUGGAAGAAGCCACCUAUGGCAGGCAGGACGGCAUGGCCAUACGAGCCAGCACCAUGGUGUGGGUGGACCACUCACAUCCUGCUCUUCCCCAUAUCUCCACUCCCCCCUCGUCCCCUCUCUCUUUCCAGUGGGCGAGGUAGACCAAGCCCCAUUCGGCACGCAAGACGGCGUAGCCAUCAGAGCGAGCAGCAUGGUGUGGGUGGACCACUGCCUCGUGCACAACGCCCCUCUUGGAACCAUCGACCUCCUUGCUUCCUCGGACACUGUAACUGUCUCAUACUGCCACCUCUCCAACUACCUCCUCCCACUCGCCUCCGCCAACACCACGUCAGCGCUGCCGCCCGCCGACCCGACGAGCCCAGACGAGGGCACGGGCACAGAUGGGGAUGGGGGUACAGGAGAGCCUGAUGGUGCACGAGUUACCUACUUUGGGAAUUUCUUUGAGGGGCCGUCAGCACCCAUGCUGCACUGCCAGGCGUCGCUGUGCCAUGUGGCAAACAAUCUAUUUGCCAACUGGACAGACACGUGUAUUGUGGCGCGCGGAGGCGCGUCGGUGAGAUCGCUCAAUAACGUGUACGCCAGCACGAUUCCGGGCGCGGCAGGGAUUGUAACGGCGAAUGCGGACGGCGCUAGUUUCUUUGUAACGAGCGGCGAUCUGGUGAGGAAUGGAGUGCGGUUUGUGGUGAGUUUGCCGCCUGGAGUGAGUGGGAGUGCGGACAUGCCACCUCUGCCCUACUCCCUGCCGGUAGACAAAGCUGACUCAAGCCUUCCAGGCACGAUCAAGGGGAAUUCGGGGCCUCAGUUCUGA